UUACGUCUCCUCAGUUGUUCCUCGAACUCCUGCGACAAGCGAUCGCACCUUCGAGCCCACCGAUCGCGCUCAGGCGUCGUCGAUGGAAAGUCCAGCUUGACCUUUUUCUGGACCAUUUAUUGUUAUUUUGUCCUCCAGUGUACGCAAAACUCGGGCACUCGGUGCAACCGCAGCUCGCUUGGAAGUUGGCACAAUGCGGCUCCGGACGUGGGGAGCGGCCGGCGAGUCGGUGCUCGGUUUGCUGGUACUGCUGGUGCUCGGCACUUACGCACAGGAGACCUUCGAGAGCACCUUCGGGCUGGACCGGGAAGCCAACAAGUCCGGCGAGCUCGAGGAUCUGGGUGAAGCCGAGGAGGGCUUGGCCAGCGAGACCCGCGGUAUCCCCAGUUACGCGCCACCGGAGCCCGAGGGCACUCGAGGUCCGGUCUCGCCCAGGUUCCUCGCUGACGACCCGGCCAACGCCAAAUACGUGAGAUAUGACUCCAACGAGCCGGAGGCGGACCGUUACGCCCCACGGCCAUCCGACCAGACGAACCCAAUCUUCGUCCUCAGUCAGAAGCGGCUCCUAGACAUACGCUCGAAAAUGAUGUACUGGUACUUUGACAAGGGCGGCGAGAGCGGCACCGGUGACUACCAGGGCGACAUCCACAACUCCAUGCCCCAGAUCCACAAAAACUUCAACUUCCAGUUGCCAUUUUACGGCUUCCGAUUCAACUACACGAGGGUGUCGGUGAACGGCUACCUCGAGUUCAGCGAUCCCCCCGGGCACUACACCUACCCACUGGUGUUCCCGAUCAAGGACUGGCCCAAGACGAACGACCCCUCGUUCAUCGGGAUCUUCUUCAGCAAGUGUCGGAUCGGCACGCUCCGGCCGACCGACAUCGACCAGAGGAAGCCCGGCGUCUACUUCAGAAUGGAGCGCGACCUGCAAAAGAGGACCGACCAGUUUGGCGUUGAGAUGCGCGAGCGACUAACCUGGGACAUAAGGGAGGGCAUCGUGGGAGCCGACAACUUUAUCCCGAAGCACGCGGUCGUCGUCACGUGGAAGAACAUGUCCUUCGCCGGUGGUAUCGACAUCACCCUCACCCGCACCAAUACCUUCCAGUUGGUACUCGCCACCGACGAGGUGUACACCUACGCCAUAUUCAACUACCUCGAGCUGCAAUGGACCACCCACACCGAAGCCAGUGGUGACACCACCCUCGGCGAGGGCGGCACCCCGGCUUUUAUCGGUUUCAAUGCCGGCAACGGCACCCACAGCACCGAGUACAAGCCGUACUCGCAGAUGUCGACGCUGCGCGAUCUGACCAGUCGGGGCUGGGUGAACAACUUCCCCGGCAGGCACAUCUUCCGCAUCGACGAGAAAAUCAUGCUCGGCAACUGCAACAAGGACAUAGCUGGGGCGAACCUGCCGUUGGUCUUUGCGCCGGAGAGCGGCAACAUGCUCGGUGGUACGGUCGUUAACAUAACGGGGCCGUGCUUCCUGCCGAACGACAAGGUGAGGUGCCGCUUCGACACGGAGGAGGUCACCGGGACGAUCAUCGACACGAAUCGGGCCAUUUGCAUUCAGCCAUUCGUCAAAGUCGAGGGCUACGUUCGCUUCGCCGUGGCCGUCAACAAUGGAAGAUACGACUGGAAGGGAUUCUUUUUCAUUGAAACACCGGCCACCGCGACCGAAAGGAUAUUCUUCCAGACGAUGGCGGUGCACGAGCGCGACCCCGCCGAGCUGAGGAUCACGUGGAACGCCCAGAACUUGACGACCAACCUCGACGCCUCCGUGCAGAUAUCCCUGUGGGGCUACCGGGAGACCACCAUCAGGCCCGAGCUCGAGUACAUACAACUCCUAGAGCCCAAUCUGGUAAACUCGGGAUACGCCACUUUGACCCCGGCCAACUACAAGGACAACAAAAAUCCGUACACCAACGACAUGCAGUUUGGAUUCCUGAUGAUCAACCUCACGGAUCCCAAAACGUACUUUGGACUGGACAUAAGCCCCGUCCUGUGGAGCAAGCCGAUUCCCCUGGCUUGGUACUUUGGGCCGCAGUGGGAGCGCAUGUACGGACACCGCUGGCCCCAAUACUUUUGCGACAAGUGGAUCAUGAACGACAGGUACUUGAAAAAUUUUGCCGCGGAGGUCUCCCUGUGCCCCUGCACCCUCGAGCACGCGCUCAACGACAAGGGCCGCUUCAAGCCCGACUACGACUGCGACCGCGACUCCAAUCCCUCCUGCUUCUACAACAAGGGAGCCGUCCACUGCGUCACCACUGGCUCGCCCAACCUCGACGGGUCGGAGCAGCAGUGCUGCUACGACAAGAACAACAUGCUGAUGCUGACGUACGAUCAGCAGUGGGGCUCGAGACCGCGGCGCUCGCACAAUCUCGGCUACCUGCCCUGGAACGAGGCGAACAAGGUACCGACGCUCUCGCACUGGUACCACGACGUGGUGCCAAUGUACACGUGUUGCCUCUGGCAGGAGGAGCAGGCGGUCGGCUGCGAGACGUACCGAUUCGAGCGCCGGCCGUCGCAGGACUGUAUAGCUUACCAGGCGCCCGCGGUGGGCACCGUCUUUGGCGACCCGCACGUGAUAACCUUCGACAAUUUGGCGUACACGUUCAACGGCAAGGGCGAAUUUGUCCUCGUGCGCGUCAACGACAUCAAGGACAAGCUCGACGUCCAGGCGAGGUUCGAGCAACUGCCCGACAACGUGCACGGCGAGGUGCGCGCCACCCAGCUCACCGCCAUCGCCGUCCAGGGCAACAACUCGGCCGUUAUCGAGGUCCGGCUGAGGCCCCAGCACGCCCAGUGGCGCUACCGGCUCGACGUGUUCGCCAACAAGGAGCGGGUCUACUUUGACCGGACCUCCCUCAAAUCGCAACAUUUUGCCGGGGUGGUGGUCCACACGCCGAGCUACAUACUCAAUCAGAGCGAGGUCAUCAUUAUGUUCGACACCGGCGCCGGGGUCGAGGUCAUCGAGAACCAGGGCUUCAUGACGACCAGGGUCUACCUACCCUGGACCUACAUGAACAAAACUAGGGGUUUGCUGGGCAACUGGAGCUACGACAUCCUCGACGACCUCACCAACCCGGACGGUACAAUAGCCAGGCUACCGAACAUCAACGACUUUAGAUCCGUCCACGAGGAGUUUGCCAUCAAUUGGCUGCUCGAGAGCGGGGAGGACCCGAGGAAGGGCGUCUCCCUGUUCAAGCACGAGUUCAGCCGGACGUCGAGCUACUACGCCAACAGGACCUUCGAGCCCGAGUGGCGCGUCGAUCCCAGAGACUUUUUGCCCGCCAACAGAUCUUACGACGUGAUUCGCGCCGAGGAGCUCUGCGGCGACGUUUAUCAGUGCAAGUACGACUACGCGAUGAGCUUGAACCGAGAUCUCGCGCAUUUCACGACCAACUACUUUGUCUCUUACACCACGAUACGGGAAACAAACAGCAAGAGGACCGUGAGCUGCGGGAUCCUUGAAACGCCGCGCUUCGGGCGCAAGAGCAACUUCCUCUUCACCCCGGGAACGAAGGUAACUUUCGAGUGCAAUCAAAACUUUGUGCUCAUCGGCGAUCAGAGGCGCACUUGUUUACCAGAAGGUCGUUGGGAUUUGUCCGAGAACGGUUACACGGAGUGCCUUCGUAUUGGUAUAAGGAAUGCUCGGUUGGCAACUCUGGAUGUCUCCGAAUCUUGA
Molecule: messenger RNA, 3685 nt
Organism: Copidosoma floridanum
Lineage: Eukaryota; Metazoa; Arthropoda; Insecta; Hymenoptera; Encyrtidae
Gene: mesh
Product: sushi domain containing 2 mesh
Biological process (GO): cell-matrix adhesion
Source: RefSeq, a predicted model, not a curated record